Molecule: messenger RNA, 939 nt
Organism: Psammomys obesus (fat sand rat)
Lineage: Eukaryota; Metazoa; Chordata; Mammalia; Rodentia; Muridae
Product: olfactory receptor 6C2-like
Exons: 1
Coding region: 1-939 (312 amino acids)
Biological process (GO): G protein-coupled receptor signaling pathway
Cellular component (GO): membrane
Molecular function (GO): G protein-coupled receptor activity; olfactory receptor activity
Source: RefSeq, a predicted model, not a curated record
AUGAGAAAUCAUACAGCAAUAACAACAUUCAUCUUACUGGGGUUGACAGAUGACCCAGAACUACAAGUUCUCAUUUUUCUGUUUUUGUUUCUAACCUACAUAUUGAGUGUGGCUGGGAACCUCACCAUUAUCACUCUCACGCUUUUGGAUCCCCAUCUUAAAACACCCAUGUACUUCUUCCUCCGGAAUUUCUCUUUCUUAGAAGUCUCAUUCACCACUGUGUGUAUUCCCAGAUUCCUGUAUAUGAUGGCGACAGGAGACAACACUGUUACGUACAACGCUUGCGCCACCCAGUUGUUCUUUGUUGUCUUCUUCGGGGCCACGGAAUUUUUCCUCCUCGCUGCGAUGUCCUAUGAUCGCUAUGUAGCCAUCUGCAAGCCCCUACAUUACACCACCUUAAUGAACACCCGAGUGUGCACCGUUCUUGUUCUCGCCUGCUGGUUUGCCGGCCUGCUGAUCAUCCUCCCGCCUCUUGGCAUAGGCCUCCAGCUGGAGUUUUGUGACUCCAAUGUGAUUGAUCAUUUUGGCUGUGAUGCCUCUCCCAUUCUACAGAUAACCUGCUCAGACACAGUGUUGAUAGAGAAGAUUGUCUUGGCCUUUGCCAUACUGACACUCAUUAUUACUCUAGUGUGUGUUAUUCUGUCCUACACAUAUAUCAUCAAGACCAUUUUAAAGCUCCCUUCUGCCCAACAAAGGAAAAAGGCCUUUUCCACUUGUUCUUCCCACAUGAUUGUGGUUUCUAUCACCUAUGGAAGCUGCAUCUUCAUCUACAUCAAGCCCUCAGCAAAGGAAGGGGUGGCCGUCAACAAGGUUGUGUCUGUGCUCACCACAUCAGUCGCCCCUUUGCUUAACCCGUUCAUUUACACGCUCAGAAACAAGCAAGUGAAAGAAGCUUUCAAAGACACAGUAAAACGACUUGUAUUUCUCACAAAGAGGUAA